GGUAAUCGUAGAAGUAAACUUUGAAAGCCGCAGCUAGCCAAAGCAGCACAAAGCGGCUCCAUCUAUAAACUCCAUAUGAUCAAGGAAUUCGUUUCAAUUCCUAAGCUUUACGAUGUCGGUCUGUGAAGUGCGCGCUUAGGCCUUUUCAUUUCCGUUUUCUAGUAAACUGCUAAACACCGAUGAGAAAACGAGCAGGAAAGCCGCUACUUGAAGAAUUAGGGCCGCAGGUCGUGUGUUCCUUAUAACAAUGUACAUGCCGUUCAAAUAAGUACACCUAACAAAGCUCGGCACAUCAAAGCAAUCCCUUCAAUCCAAACAGACCGUAUUGAUUUAAAGAAUAGCCAUGAUCGUCACACUGGUUAUUAUUCACAAUCACGACCGAGAGUCGGUACACAAUGUGAAUUGAGCGCAAAAAAAAGCGAGCCCUCGCUACUUUAAGACUCGACCAAAAGCACACCAAGAAUGAUCUACUUGUGUUGUUCGCUCCCGCCAACCAUCGUCUACGAUCCACUUCAAAAAUGGUGUAUCCGGAAGGAAACUAUGACCAAGAUUUAGAAGAGGCAUCCAGGUGUAGCAGUGUCUUCCUACGUACAGUCGAAUAAUAUCUAAGACACAUAGCUCAUCAUUGUCCAGUUCCGCAGAGUAAAUUAAAAAAAUUAUUAAUUCGUCUGUCGACCAAUCAAAAUACACGUGGAUGUCGCAGCUUUUGGUGGAUUGUAGGUCUAUAUAACAGCGUAGCACACGUCUGUGAGCCCCAGUUAUCGCAUGACGAACAAGAAAAUGGCAAAGUUGUCUUUGACAAAUUUCGUGCGAUUCAUUCUCAUUUCAAUCUGUGUACACAAUGUUUUAGAGACAAAUUCUAAAAAUAUGUUAUUUGUCGCCUCUGUCACCUUUCCUCCAAGAAUCAUCUGCACACGCAUCAAGGGACUUUCAGCGCAACAAAUGCGUUUCUGUGAGAAAAACCCGGCUGCCAUGGAAUCGAUUACAGAUGGAUAUCAUCUUGGCGUGGAUGAAUGCAAAUAUCAGUUUCGUAAAAGGCGGUGGAACUGUACCUCCCUUGGCUCUAAGCACACGUUCAGCAGUCAUGCAGUGCCUGGAACCAAGGAGUCAGCCUUUACUCAUGCCAUCAUUUCAGCAGGCAUCGCACACGCAGUUACACUAGCUUGCACCAAGGGGAACUACAGCAAUUGUGGCUGCGAUCUUUCUCUAAAGGGGGUCAGGAGCUCAGACGGAUCAUGGAUCUGGGGAGGCUGUAGCGUGAACAUAAACCGUGGAAUAGAGGUUGCCGAUGCGUUUCUUGAUGGACAAGAUACCAGCCAGUCGGAUAUUGCAUUGAUGAACAAGCACAACAAUAGAUUGGGGGGCCAGGUAAUAAGGGAUAACUUGGACUUGCAAUGCAAAUGCCACGGUCCUUCAGGAUCAUGCAACAUGCGUACGUGCUGGAAGUGGGUGCCUUUGUUUCGCACAGUUGGCGAUAAGUUGAAAGGAUUUUACUCCGACAGAAAAAAAUCCUUUCAGGUCGAGGCAGUAUCCAAACGAUCCACGGCAGGACUAGUGCCUGCUUACCUGGUUCUGAAGAACAACAAGAACGUCAAACCCGAAAAGUUUACAAACUUGGUGUGGCUUAGAUCUUCACCGAACUACUGUGACAAGAUUGAAUCGCUCGGUGUUGUUGGGACAAUUGGAAGAGAGUGCAACAAGGAAUAUGGAUCGCAGCGCAAGAGCAGUUGUGAGGUCUUGUGUUGUGGGCGAGGCUAUAAUGUUCGUGAAACUGUGCGUAUAUCACAGUGUCUCUGCAAGUUUUAUUGGUGUUGUGAAGUUCGAUGUAAAUCCUGUUCACGAAAGGAAAUGGUACACACUUGUCAGUAGAAGAUUCUUGCUGCAGGGCGGAAAAGAACUGACCAGCAUGGACAGUGCACUUUGAUCUGAUAUUCACGGAAUAGACAAUAUUUUAAAGAUAUCUUGAUUGAAUGACUUGAUAUACUGAUUGCUCUGCUGUGCUCCCAUCCUACUGUAAACUUAACAAAAUUCAGCUAUUGGACAUUAUUCUUAUUUAUGAUUCACCUAUCACUGGCUUGUAAAACUAGAACUGUUAAGAAAUACGACUACGAGUCCAAGAACACUAAGCAAUAUCUAUAUUCAGCAUUUUCAUCAUUUCACAUUGAGUUAGUUUUAUGACGACUGGCUUUACUAGGUUGUAUAAUAUCGAGAAUUUUAAGAAAUUAAGGCUACUUUUUUCUUUACUUUGCUGGCUUCUACAUGGCUGUGAAUGCUGCAGACUCUGGAGUCGAGAAAAGGAAAAAGAAAUUUAGUAAAUGAAAAAAUUUAGUAAAUGAAAAGGAACAUGUCACUAUUGUUAUCCAUUUCUCUCCUUCAAAGUGCAUAGCAUUAUAUUGGCCAUGAGAAAUUUGUCAAGGGUGUUAAGUGCUAAGGUCGUCUGAUGUUAUCUGAAUGAUACUGAUAAGUAGAAAUGAAAAUUGGAAAUGAACUGUGCAUACUGGGAAAGUAGCUUAGACUCGAUAGAACCUGUUUAAUUAGAAUAUAAUAUAUAUCGCCCAAAAUUUGUCAAAUAUCAAUUAUAAGCAGUCUCAAAUGUAAGCAACUGAAUAACCUCGCGGGUAAUCGAGUUAAAUAUGUUAAUAGCUGAUUAGAUGUGCAGGUGUAUUUAUAGAUUAAUUGUAUUUAUGAAAAUUUGUUUGUAAUAUUUAGGAUUUGAUGGAGAAUUUUAGCUUAACGUAACUUUGGACAAUUCUUUAUGAAUUGAAGUACUUUAUCGGCAGGGUCCAUUUCCAUACGUAUCCUUGUAUAUUUUCUAUUUUGGGAUAAAUUAUCAAUUAUUUCUAAUCAAUGAUGUAUGAGUGAAUGAAGACGCCCUUUUAAAUCGUAGUUAUUUAUUAUAGGAAGUGAACAUUUUGACAGUGACCUUGUAUUUAAUAAACUAGGCUAUAAACGCA
Molecule: messenger RNA, 2954 nt
Organism: Actinia tenebrosa (Australian red waratah sea anemone)
Lineage: Eukaryota; Metazoa; Cnidaria; Anthozoa; Actiniaria; Actiniidae
Product: protein Wnt-7a
Biological process (GO): cell fate commitment; multicellular organism development; canonical Wnt signaling pathway
Cellular component (GO): extracellular region
Molecular function (GO): cytokine activity; frizzled binding
Source: RefSeq, a predicted model, not a curated record